Messenger RNA from Pseudoliparis swirei, 2088 nucleotides. It is a transcript of the gene azi2, whose product is annotated as 5-azacytidine induced 2. Gene Ontology annotation, biological process: canonical NF-kappaB signal transduction. The transcript has 8 exons. The record is from RefSeq and is a predicted model, not a curated record. Bases 245 to 1411 code for a protein of 388 amino acids. Gene Ontology annotation, cellular component: cytoplasm. NCBI's taxonomy places the organism in Eukaryota, Metazoa, Chordata, Actinopteri, Perciformes, Liparidae.
CUCCCGGAAGUUUUUGUUUCCUCACCUGUCAGUUUCUGACACGGUACGCGACUCCAGCGCCGUCUCUUUGUUUUACCUCCGACACACCGGUCUGCUGUCUUCUCUCCUCCCGAUAAUACACGUCGAUGUCCGGCUGUCGCACAGCGGAGGAGAGCACCUGAGACGGUCCGUGGGAGCGAGAGGAUAAAGCCGACGCAGAUCCCUCCCAGGUCUGUGAGCUGCUGCGGAGUCGGCCUGUGCAGGCAUGGAGCCCCUGGCCGUGGACGACGACAUCUGCAUCCUGAAACACGAGACGGCCUACACCGCCGCCGGAGAGAGCCCCGUGUCCGUGUGCGCCGGCGAUGAAUCCAACGCUUCCCACUUCGCCCUGGUGACGGCCUACGAGGACAUCAAGAAGAGGCUGAGGGACACCGAGCGGGAGAACACCUUGCUGAGGAAGAGGGUGAAGCAGCUGGAGGACAAGCUCUUCCGGCCAGAGGCUCCUCCAUCAGAGGGUCCCCAGUACGUAAACAAGGCCUUCAGUGCUUACCGAGGUAUCUACAUAGAGAAGGAGGACAUGCAGAUGGAGCUCAACAAACUGAAGAAAGAGAAGAGCGAGAGUGAGCGGCUGCUGACGGAGCAGCUGCAGGCCAGAGAGCUGGAGCUGCUGCAGCUGAGGACGGAGAUGGAGACCAGCCAAGGUACAGUGAUGAGGAGCCUGAGCAGCCCUCAGGACUACUGGCAGGUGGACCGCGAGGGCAACGACCUGCAGAUCCUCACGCUGCAGCAGGAGCUGGACCGCCUCACGCUGGAGAACAGCAGGCUGCUGGACGGGAGAGGGGAGGAACGCCACGGCCUCGACGGGCCGGACCCGGAGCAGAGCGGCGACGGCCAGCAGAACACGAGGGAGAGGAGCAUGCAGCAGACGUACGAGGCCUUGAGCUGCGAGGUCGCUCGUCUCCACGGCGAGCUGAAGCACCAGACGGGCCUCAUCAGGAAACUCCGGCCGCUCGUCGGCGAGACCAGACAAGCCUCCUCGGUCCCGGUCCAGUGUCUCGACGACGUGGAGAAGAACAGCAAGCAGCACCCGGGCCCCCGGCUGUCGGCGCCCCGCCCCCCCAGCGCCCCCCCGCUCCCCUCGUGCUCCGGCCGCCCCUGCCCCCCCGCCGGCCCCCCGCAGCCGGACAGCCUGCGGGAGGACUGCUGGUACGACGGGCCCUGGCCCUCCCAGAGCGGCUCCGGGGAGGCGCUGCCCCCGCCCCCCCUGAACCAGGCCUCCCUGGACGACAGCUCGCGCUCCUUCCCCAGCCCCCCCAAGCCCAGCGACGCCAUGUUCUGGGAGGGGCACCCCGCCGCGGCCGGCUCCUCGUCCUCCAUCGGGAACAUCGGCCCCAGGAGCCCCCCCGCCGCCGAGUCGGCCAAGCCCUACUGAGGCGGACCCCCUCAUUGCUACACCCGACCUGCCUUAAGUUGACCUCUUGGCUGGAGCUGCUGCUGGGGCCCGAUAGGGCCUCCUUCCUGUCGGGGGGGAGACCCUGAACUCGUCUCCUGCAGGAGCAGCGAGACCCCCCCCCCCCCCCCCCGGCAUGCAGACGGCCAUUUUAUUUGAUCAGAAGCGAGCGCGGUGCGUCCGGACGUGAUGAACCCGAGGGCCCCCGAGGGCCCCGGCGUUGGACUAGAGUUCUGAAACCACUCCCUCCAACUGUCUUUCCAUGUGAGGCUGUCGUGUCUCGCGGCGCCGUGACGACUCUGAUCUGUUUCCGCCGGCAGACGAGCAGCAACCGGGAGAAUCAAGGUGGAGUUUUUUUAAACGGCUUCCAAAUUGCAUCUUCUGUUUUAAUUUAUUUGUUCCUGUUUUUAUUAAAAGCCCUUUACGGAUCAAAGUCGGCCGUCGGUCCACCGCCGCUUGCCAAAUAACGUUUGAGAAUUCACUUCCGGGGUAAUAAAAGGUUUCCACGUGAAGGACUCGAGGAAACGGAUUCCCUCUCACGGAGUCUGAUCAGAUGUUUCAGUCGGAGGAGAAACGACUGGAGGAAGACCUGAAGGAGUGCCCCCCCCCCUCCUGAGCCGUCACUGGAUCAAAUAAAGGCUCACGGUUGAUGUUCUUGA